This is a messenger RNA of Parus major (Great Tit), 1135 nucleotides long. RefSeq names its product alanine aminotransferase 1-like. Bases 83 to 1120 code for a protein of 345 amino acids. NCBI's taxonomy places the organism in Eukaryota, Metazoa, Chordata, Aves, Passeriformes, Paridae. The transcript has 7 exons. Gene Ontology annotation, molecular function: L-alanine:2-oxoglutarate transaminase activity. The record is from RefSeq and is a predicted model, not a curated record.
UCCCCCUGUCCCCGUGUCCCCUCAGGGUGUCUCCAAGCCCUUCACCGAAGUCAUCAAGGCCAACAUCGGUGACGCGCACGCCAUGGGCCAGCAACCCAUCACCUUCCUCCGCCAGGUGGCCGCGCUCUGCCUGUGCCCGGAGCUCAUGAAGGACUCGUCCCUCCCCAGGGACGCCAAGGAGCGAGCGUGGCGACUUCUCUCGGCCUGCGGUGGCCAGAGCGUGGGUUCCUACAGCGCCAGCCCCGGCGUGCAGAUGGUGCGGGAGAACGUGGCGCGCUACAUCGAGCGGCGCGAUGGUGUCCCCGCCAACCCCGACGACAUCUUCCUGUCCACGGGCGCCAGCGACGCCAUCGUGAUGGGGACCCCAGAAGUGGGACCCCAAAACUGGAUGGGAACCCCAGAGAAGUGGGAGCCCAAAACUGUUCAGGGACCCCAAGUCUGGACGGGGACCCCAGAAGUGGAUGGGGACCCCAAAACUGGAUGGGGACCCCAGAAGUGGGAGCCCAGUUUUGGGGUGCCCAAGUCCCCCGUGGUGUCCCCAGGCCAGGUGCAGAGCCGGGAAUGCAUCGAGGACGUCAUCAAGUUCGCCUACGAGGAGAAGCUUUUCCUCAUGGCCGACGAGGUGUACCAGGACAACAUCUACGCCAAGGGCUCGGCCUUCUACUCGUUCAAGAAGGUCCUGAAGGAGAUGGGGCCGCCCUACUCGGAUUCGGUGGAGUUGGCCUCCUUCCACUCCAUCUCCAAGGGAUACAUGGGAGAAGAAUUCCCAGAUUCCCGUCCCAUUUUCCGGCAGGAGAAGGAGGCCGUGCUCAGCGCCCUGGCGGAGAAGGCGCGGCUGACACAGGAGAUCUUCAACCGCACCCCGGGGAUCCACUGCAACCCCGUGCAGGGAGCCAUGUACUCCUUCCCCCGGAUCGACCUCCCGGACAGAGCCCUGGCCGCCGCCAAGGAGAAGCAGCAGGCCCCGGACAUGUUCUUCUGCAUGAGGCUCCUGGAGGAAACCGGGAUCUGCGUCGUCCCGGGAAGCGGCUUCGGACAGAAGGAAGGCACCUUCCACUUCCGGUGGGUUCCUGGGCUGGAAUUCCCUGAUUUUGGGGGGAUCUCACCCCAAAUUCCCUGAUUUGGGGAUCCCCCA